UGAGUCGUGACAGUGCACUGGUAACAGGCGUGCCUGCAAGGUAGGGCUUGCUUCCGGGCGAUCCUCUCUCGAGCCGAUGCAAUUGUCUCUGACUACCCUCAACCUCGUCUCACUUGUCUCCUAGAGGACAGACAUGAUUCUGCUCAGUCUAGGAGCACGCGUUCAUCUGCCAUGAAGCGCGCCAGGAGUCCGCAUGCGCCCACGAAGACCGUCACCAUGGCUGCGGACGUCCGCAGGGACAGUGUGCCAGCACGCACAUUCAAAGACAUGCCCUCGCUGAAACAAAUGCCUCCGGCGAUGGCAUAUACGUCGCCUGCAACGAGUACAAUUCCCCUGAACGAAGAUGGAGGACGCCGACCUGCGACAACGCUCCCGCUGAACCUCAUCGCACACAUCAUGUCGUACCUCGACGACGUAGGGGAUAUGGCGCGGAUCGCGCGGACAAGUAGGCUCAUGUACUACAUGUGCUUACCGCAACUAUACCAACGUGUGAAUCUCCACUCGUACGGAGAAAUGAGAUAUGUCAAUGGGAGGCCGGAAGGAUUUGGCGCUGGGAGCCCAUUCAUGAUGGCAUUGAAUGGCUUGUGCACCAAAGGUCAUGCCACACUGGUUCAAGAGCUGAAAGUUUGGGGCAAAUGGCAAGAGUUGGGCAUCGAUGACUUCGCCAAAGGCAGGGUGCCUGACACCUCGAUGAUGCUGAACAUAAUUCUUCGAGCCGCGACAGACAAAAUGACCAAGCUCAAGUCGUUCUCCUGGGAGCUUGAUUGCAAACCUUUGAAGACUUUGUAUCAAGGCCUCGGAACUCAUAACACUCUCACCACUCUGACCUUGCGAUUUCCUACGAUACGAGUCCCGCGGCCAUCGGUGAUAAUCCCGCCCAUGCCCAACUUGCGCGCCUUUCAAUUACUGGACUACGACCCUUUAUGCUACCCGGACGAUCUCAGCAUGCUCUUCCUAGGAUCGAAGAAGCUCGAAGACGUGCGCCUGCACUUCUCUCCACGCAUGCGCGCAGAGGCAGAAAACACGAUGAGUCUGGGCGCCUUUUUCGGUCGAUGCUACAAGGCAGACUACAAGCUUCAGGUGAAGCAUUUCGCCCUACAGAAUUGGUUUGGCCAGAAUGUGCUCAGCUUUGACCAAAUAUUUGAUGACCAAACCUGCACCAGUGCCACCUUCAUCGAUACGUUUGGCGGAAACGACCCUCGCACAAUAUUUGUCGACGAAACGUGGAACGCCGUUCCGCAUGAUCUUGAUGUGCCUUUCGACCGGAUACGAGUCAACGAGAUUUCGCCACGUCAUGUCGAAAUAAUGCGCAAACAGAGUAAGAACAUGAAAGCAUUGUACCUGAUCAGCAACGCAAAGCGCCAGAAGACAGGUUACACUCCAGCGUCGAACGCAAGUAACGGUGAACCACCCACACCCAAUGGCGACGCGGCGCAUUCCCCAUACGACCCGAACAAGGACCCAGAAUGGAUUUCGCUUGGGAAAGAAUACAUUCAUACGAUAGGGGAUCACCACGGGAGCACCCUCAAGCACUUACUUCUGAGCGACGUGUGGGCAGUACCACGAGAGGAUCUGGCCUAUCUCGUGCGCACAUGCACCCAGCUCGAACAACUUGGCCUCGCACUUGACGACGUCCAACACGAAUCCAUUCGCCUCCUCUGCCCAUUCUUACCAAACCUGAAAUGUCUCCGCAUUCUGGAGAACGAGCAGCUUCGACAGCACUUUGCUCUGUACACGCACGAGCAACGCAUGUACCAAAUGGCCAAUGAACUCGCGACGCGUGGGCCAUUGCACCUCGAGUUUAUCUGUCUGGCCGAUUGUUGUUACAAGAUUGGAGGAUUAAUUGAGGUCCCGCAAGAGAACGGCACUAUCGAAAUACAGCGCCAAAUCACCAUGGUUGAUAAGGGCGAGGCCGUGAAAUUCGAAAUCUGGCAUCUGGAUACGCUCGACAUCAGCGUGGAUCCCAUUGCGCCGUUUACGAAGUGAACACUCUCUCACUGUACUGCUGUAUCUCGAUACGAAGUCUCCGACACGCGUUGGAGGGAACCUCAUUCGAGCACAGGAUUCUGCUCCGUGUCUGGGAACAGCUUGGACCACUUGCUGUGGAGCACUCUGCCGUCUUUGAUUACGGCCAACAAAUGCUUUUGCGGCCGCGCCAAGACCUCGAUGUCUUCAAGUGGAUUGGCGUUCAGGAUUAUCAGAUCCGCGAUGGUCCCCUCCUUGAUGCGCCCGAGCUUAUCCUCUUGCCGGAGCAUUCGGGCAGCAUUGACAGUCGCGGAUUGCAGGAUCUUGAGAUUCGACAAGCCAGCUUGCUUCCGUAAAGAGAAUUCACUGGCUUGCAUAACUUCGAGCGGCCCUAGCAGAUCAGUGCCGUAGCACAUGGUCACCCCGGCCUUGUCUGCUAUCUGGACGCUCCGCAGACCAGCUUCCAGGACUUGGAGAUUCUUGGCGGCUAUUGAAGGGGGAAGGAAGUUGCCGAACUCUUUGCUCGCCAUGGUUUGGUACGUGAUCUGUGAGGGUCAGCAUUAUUUUGUGCACCAAGGAUGUGGUCAGAGUAUGCUUACGAGC
Messenger RNA from Cercospora beticola, 2568 nucleotides. RefSeq lists its product as uncharacterized. NCBI's taxonomy places the organism in Eukaryota, Fungi, Ascomycota, Dothideomycetes, Mycosphaerellales, Mycosphaerellaceae. Gene Ontology annotation, molecular function: protein binding. The record is from RefSeq and is a predicted model, not a curated record.